Molecule: messenger RNA, 1209 nt
Organism: Capronia epimyces CBS 606.96
Lineage: Eukaryota; Fungi; Ascomycota; Eurotiomycetes; Chaetothyriales; Herpotrichiellaceae
Exons: 3
Coding region: 1-1209 (402 amino acids)
Biological process (GO): mRNA splice site recognition
Cellular component (GO): cytosol
Molecular function (GO): mRNA binding
Source: RefSeq, a predicted model, not a curated record
AUGUCUUUCGAGUACGGCCAAUUCCCGAACCCUCAGCAGGAGGGUGUGCCGGGUCAAGUUCCUCCACCUCAAGACGGCGCUGCUCCAGGCCAGCCAACCGACCCUUCUGGGCAGCAGCAACUUGCCUUCCAAAGCCCAGACGGGAAUGGAGCGCCUCAGGGCGGUCCAGGAGGCGACCAGAAGACCACUCUCUGGAUGGGUGAGCUUGAACCCUGGAUCGACGAGAACUUUGUCCGCAACCUGUGGUUCCAAAUGGGUGAACAAGUCAGUGUCAAGAUGAUUCGCGACAAAUUUUCUGGUAGCAACGCUGGUUAUUGCUUUGUCGACUUUUCUUCUCCUCAGGCAGCUGCCAAGGCGCUUCAGCUCAGCGGUCAGCCCAUGCCCAACUCCACCCGGCCUUUUAAACUCAACUGGGCUACGGGUGGUGGCCUGGCCGAUCGACGAGACGACCGUGGUCCCGAGUACUCCAUCUUCGUCGGUGACCUGGGCCCCGAGGUCAACGAAUACGUUCUUGUCUCCCUCUUCCAGAGCCGUUUCCCCUCUUGCAAGUCAGCCAAGAUCAUGACCGAUCCUCUUUCUGGCAUGUCGCGCGGUUACGGAUUCGUCCGCUUCUCCGACGAGAGUGACCAGCAGCGUGCUCUGACCGAGAUGCAGGGUGUCUACUGUGGCAACCGCCCGAUGCGCAUCUCCACUGCCACUCCUAAGAACAAGGGAUUGCCAAUGGGAGGUGGUGCCAACAUGGGCAUUCCAGGUCCCAUGGCAUACCCACCGAUGGGAGGGCCGCCAAUGCCGUAUUACGGACAACAGCAGCAGAGCCCCCAACCCAUGAACCAGUUCACCGACCCGAACAAUACCACUGUCUUUGUUGGAGGGUUGUCUGGCUAUGUCACAGAGGACGAGCUGCGUUCGUUUUUCCAGGGGUUUGGAGAGAUCACCUAUGUGAAGAUCCCCCCGGGCAAAGGCUGCGGGUUUGUUCAGUUUGUCCAACGCCAUGCUGCGGAAAUGGCGAUCAAUCAGAUGCAGGGCUAUCCUAUUGGGAACUCGCGCGUUCGUUUGAGUUGGGGACGAAGCCAGAACAAUUCCGGUCCCGCUGGCACUCCCUACCGCCCAGCGCCUCCUCCACCGAUCUACCCGGCCAUGGGCAUGCCUCCCGCCCACUCAUACGGCAGCUAUGCGCCGAUGAAGGUUGGUGCGACCCCUGUUGGAUGA